This is a messenger RNA of Balaenoptera ricei (Rice's whale), 3370 nucleotides long. RefSeq names its product Scm polycomb group protein like 1 (gene SCML1). The transcript is spliced from 8 exons. Gene Ontology annotation, molecular function: protein binding. The record is from RefSeq and is a predicted model, not a curated record. NCBI's taxonomy places the organism in Eukaryota, Metazoa, Chordata, Mammalia, Artiodactyla, Balaenopteridae. Bases 695 to 1804 code for a protein of 369 amino acids.
CUCCUGCGCAGCCGCACUAAACCCCUCUCAGCCUUAGAGGCUCGUGUUUUCGGUCUAGCACGGGGUUCCGAUCCCACCAGCCCCCGCGAACGAACGCCGAGCAACAGGGGCUCGGAGGCCGGAACUGCGGCCGCGCAGAGGGAACCAGAGCCUCUCCCCUUGGCAGUCGCUCUAGCAAUGCCCGCCCCCCUGCGACGGCUCUGAGGUCCGCUGGAUUGGUCGGCUGACGGCCCAGGCGUUGUCUUGUAGCGGCCGCUGAUUGGUCAGCGGCCGGCUGCGCACGUGGGAACCUAAGUACGCGGGUGCUCACUGGCACGAGUGUUGCGCCUCAGCUUCCGUGGGUUUCCGGCCGGCGCGUCACGUGGUCGGGCCCUAUUUCCGGCGCGAGGACCGUUUCAGGCGUCGAGCGGUGAUAACCGUUAAAACCGUCGCCGCGCCGGGAGAGGCGCCAUUGCUACCUGGCUCCCGGGCCCUCCGGAGGCCGAUUUGGCGGGCUCUGGUGCCAGCAAAGGCCUCUCAAGUGGCACUUUUUCUUCCCUUUGAACUUUCUCGUCUUAGGUGUGCGCCUGAAGCAGGAGUUGAAGAUUUACCAGUCCUAGGUGACCAAACAGUUUCGCAAAUAACCCUCCAGCAAGUUUAAAAAUAAUUAGGCCCAGCUCAGAGAAAGCAGAGUUGCUCUGGUUGCACAAAAAAGAUGUCCAGCUGCUCCAGUGAAGUCGAUGUGAUAAGGACACGAAUCCCUGCUUAUGAUGAUGAUAACAUUGUUCUUUAUGCAUAUGAACCAAAUACUGCAUAUGUCAAUGAUCAGGCAAGUGUUAAAUCUAACACAUCCUACAACGAAGAGCAACAAAAAACAGUUCUGGAUGUCCUUACUUACUGCCAGGUCAUCUGUGAUGCUAUUCAAAACCUGGAUAAGAAGUUUGAUGUUAUUCAUGGAAAGGUUACAAAAAUCCACCGUUUUUGUGUGAAGUCAUUGUGGCAAAAUCGUAAGCCACUUGGAUAUCCAUAUAAAAAUUAUAAUUACCUGCUUUCUAAAAGGAUCAAAUACCAGAAAAUGAGGAAGAGGGAGCCUUGCUCUCCAUUCUCUCACCCUGUAAGUUACAGCCCCACUUCGCCAGUACGAAGACCAGAAAAUGAUUCCCAGAGCAACCCUAUGGGAACGCCUGUCCAGUCCGAGGAGUGUGCGGAGCCGGAGCAGGAGCAGGAGCAGGAGCAGGAGCCGGAGCCGGGCCUCAGCCAGAGCCAGGUCCCCUCCGUCUUCUCCGUGCAUUCCUACCAGCACUACUACCCGCCCGAGGACCCCAUGCAGGGCUCCUCCUCCAUGCCUUGCUGCCACAGUCCAGCGGCCCACAGCACCUGCGGUCUUUACUUAGCCGCCCAGGCCACUGCAGCCGAACCUGCAACCAUGCUGACCCAGGGUGAAUGCAGUCCAGCACAUAACCGUGACACGAUCGUCUACCCAGCUUUACUGGAAAACAAUAGUCUCUGCCAUGCUGGCUCACCUGUCUACCUCCCUACCGGCUUCGCUCCAAGUUCACCAGUUGGAAGUGACCCGAGUGUCCUCAGACAGAGCUUACUUGAUGACCCUUCAACCUGGUCUGUGGAUGAAGUGAUCCUGUUUCUGAAACACAUAGAUCCUCAGACAUCAGGCACCCUCACCAACCUCUUCAGGCAACAUGAAAUUGACGGGAAAGCUCUGCUGCUGCUCAAGAGUGACAUGAUGAUGAAGUACAUGGGGCUUAAGCUGGGGACAGCCGUGAAGCUGUGCCACUACAUUGAAAGGCUUAAGAAGACAGAUACUUAGACAAUUAAAAAAGUGUGUAGAUUAGAUUGGACUUAAUUCUAGGGAGACCAAUGCCAUCUUUUCUCUGCCCUUAGAAGUUUUUGUUGUGUAGAAGGUUCCUCUAAAAUACGGUGUAUCCAAAAUGGCAGAACCCUGGGACAGUCCAGUCUACUUCUUUAGAAGCCAUUUAACAUGUUAGCACUAGCAAAGUCAAACUGGUGGUUUGUUCUUUGUAUCUUUUCAUUAUUUUCAUUGCAUAGUUUACAGAUACACUUCAUGCAGGAAACAGAGAAACACCUUUGAUUUUGGUUAAUGUUUAUAUGUAAAACCAAAACAGCCAAAUCCCAAAGGGGAAAGUAGUCAGGGAAGGAUUGACGGGUUCUUUAAGGAAAUCCAUGAGGAGUUUUCUUUAGAAUUUAAAGAUGCAACUGUAGAUAUCAUCUCUUUCUCAACUACUUUAUGUCUGUUACUGCAAUGUUCUGUUCGUGUUCUAUCAGUUUCCUGAAAGGGAACAGCCACAUAAAUCACUUUCCUUUCUGUUAUUAUUUCACUGUAUGUUUUACCUGUUCCUGUUUAAAGAAAAAAAAACAGCCUUUUAAGAUUUCUUGAAGUGUUCUUACCAGUUUUUUAAAAUUAUAAGGUAGAUAGUCAUUUUAUGCAAGAGAUAUUACACUACAAGGGGGGGUUGGAUGGAGUCUGACUAUAUUCUUUUCAAUUAAUAUGUUUUAUUUUAAAACUUCCUUAUUUUGUCUAAGCUUCAACAUUUUAACUAGGCAAUCAUUGUUCACAUCUCUCCACGAAGAUGCCUAUGUCCAAGUUUUUUAAAGAUGUGUUUUAUUAUCUGUUUAUUCCUCAUAUGGGUACUGUUUCAUAUAUAUGUUUUAUUCUGUAUCUGAAGUAUACACACAAGUAAAUCUUUUCUUUUUUAAUUUAAAAUGGCACUUUACACUUCCACAGAGGUAAAGAUCCACUCUACAUAUAGUGAGUUUUUUUAUUCUGUAAAACAUAUGCACAUCGUUUGACAUCACUGGUACCUCUCAGCUCACACUUGAGGGUUUCCCUACAGGGAAGUUCUGUCUUGUGCGAUGUUUCUAGUUAAUUUCCUUUCUGAGCCAUUUAUCCUACUAAACUUUGGAAGGUACAUCAGUUCUGAUUUGUCAUUUUAAACUUGAUUUUAAAAAUCAGAACUUUCACAUGGAACGUGUUCAUUGUUGUUUUAUUUAUUACAUCGUUAUAUUGUGUAAUAUUUAGUGUAAUGUUAUAAGCUAUGAGAAAUGGUGCUAAUUGUAUUAGCCAUUUGUUAUAAAUGCCAGUAAGAUGUUCACCAGGGGUAAGACUGUAUGUUUUCUUUUUAGAAAACCAAGUGUACUUUAUAAGCAAAUGCAACUAUUUACUGGGCGUAUAUGAUUCAAAGGGCUUUUUCGUCCAUGUUAUUUCUUUUGUGUUACAAGACAAGAUUCUAAUUUAAACUUGUCCUUCUUUCAAAUUGUUUGUGUGAAGAUGCUGUGCCACUUGAACAGUCCUCAGGUGUUUGUAUAAAUACUAUGUUUUACAGUUUUUAGAUUUUAAAAUACAAUAAAGUUUAAU